Messenger RNA from Sitodiplosis mosellana (orange wheat blossom midge), 802 nucleotides. RefSeq lists its product as uncharacterized. The coding region runs from base 244 to 795 and encodes 183 amino acids. The record is from RefSeq and is a predicted model, not a curated record. Gene Ontology annotation, biological process: mitochondrial respiratory chain complex I assembly. The transcript has 4 exons. NCBI's taxonomy places the organism in Eukaryota, Metazoa, Arthropoda, Insecta, Diptera, Cecidomyiidae.
UUGAGUGCGUUAAACGCAGUUCCCAUUGACAUUUUCGGUGCAGCGAGGUAAACAUUGAUUUUCAUGCUGUUAUUCAACAGCCGACGGUGUUUUAGUGCCAGAAAUGUAAUUUUGUGAUUCAUGAAAAGGAAAUUGAAUUGAAACACCAUGGGAAAAUCAAUGUCAACGGCAAAACAAGUGAAGCGAAGCGCAAUCACAAAGUAAAUUGCACAAACAACAGUUCAAGCACAACCUAACCAAACAAUGGUUCACAGAGCCACCCCGAUGCCAUCUCUUCCCACUGCCGAAUAUCUAAAGAAGACGAACAAUUUAGAUAAAUCAUACAAUGACCGUUUGAAACAGGUUUUUGUCACUUCAGUCGAUGAUAAUACCAAUUUAGAUUUGACAAAAGGACGUUCGAUGCCAAAGGAUCGCACCACACCAUUCACGAAAAGUCCACACUCUCAAACGACAGAUCAACCGCAACCAAAUAAAUUAAUCGUUGAUGAAAUAAAAGUGAUACUUCUGAAUCACAAAACGAAUCCAGACAAAUGGACACCUGAUUACAUUGCAGCGAGAUAUAAUAUUUCGACAGAGAUUGCAGGAAUCUUGGUCGAGAACUAUGGCACACUUCAGACAUAUUUUGGUGGCCAACCGAACGAAUCAGACAAAUACAUUCACCACGAGGAACCAGUCAGACGAGUCACAGCAAAUACACACUUCUAUGAGAUGGAAGAGAUUGUAACUGGUGGUCGGAAAGAAAAGAAAUGGAAAACAAAAGAAGAAUUCGAUAAAGAAUGGAUGGGCAAAAAAUGAUGAAUGA